AUGAGUUGGAGCUUGGAGCACUGGAAGAAUACUUGUGAAAAUCUGGAAUCAAAAGUUCAACAACUACAUGAUGAAAUGGAACAAGUACUCCAGAAAAAGGGGUAAGAAAUUUCAGAUUUGCUUUCCAAGAAUGAAGAACUUUCCAAUGAUAUUAAAAAGUUGGAAAGCAAUAGAUAUGAACACAAAGGAAAAGACAUUUCCAGAAAGUAAAAAUAUGUGCAGGACUCUGAAAUCAUUUACGUCUCGAGCUGAAGUUGGAUUAUGGUUUUCUAAGUCAUUUGGGCCAAAUGUGGAAAAUAUAACUGAGUGAAUUAAAAACUGGCAACAUUCAUAACUUGAACAAUGAGAAGAAGGCAAAUUCAUCAACUGCCCAAGGGUAGACUCUGUCUCUGAGAUGGAUAAGUCGAAAGUAGAAAAAGUACACUUUCUCCUAGACAAAUUUUGUGUUGGAGACAAUUUUUGCCACGAAAUAGCAAUGUUGGUAGAUGACUUACCAAAGUCCUACCUGGUGAAACAAAGAAAGGAUCAGCUAAACUAAACAAACUAUGUCAUCUUAACAACAUAAAACGCUCACUGAGUUUCCAGCGAUAUACAUACCCUUUUCUAGAUAUAUACCUAAUAAUAAUAAGCAAACGAACGAAUGUAUUCCUUCCACUCGUGAGCUCAUUCACCAUUGUCACAUAUAGUAAAUGUCCAGGCCUUGUGACCCUGGAUGGGCACUUAAAAGGAAAGAAUACACACACACAAAGGUUUAUUUAUUCAACCAUUACAAGAGAACGAUUGAACAACUGCGCAUGAACGAACGUCCAAAGUGAAUGCCUCUUGUUAGCCACCUACCAAAUUAUCAUUAGCAUAACAAUAUGUCUCACACAACUCAUUUCCUUGUCGUCAUAUCAUAACAAACCAUAUCAGGAAAUAUGAAUAUCAAUUACAAACCUUUAGUCAAAUCCAUGACCUUCAGGAAUAUUUACCUACAACUGUAGGAUUUAAGUGCAAAGCACCAAAAAUAACAAUAUGAAAUUGGUCGAAGACCCGUACUCAGGAAAUAAAAUAACAACAUAAAACGCUCAUCCAGGGUCACAAGGCCUGGACAUUUACUAUAUGUGACAAUGGUAAAUGAGCUCACGAGUGGAAGGAAUACAUUCGUUCAUUCGCUUAUUAUUAUUAGGUAUAUAUCUAGAAAAGGGUAUGUAUAUCGCUGGAAACUCAGUGAGCGUUUUAUGUUGUUAUUUUAUUUCCUGAGUACGGGUCUUCGACCAAUUUCAUAUUGUUAUUUUUGGUGCUUUGCACUUAAAUCCUACAGUUGUAGGUAAAUAUUCCUGAAGGUCAUGGAUUUGACUAAAGGUUUGUAAUUGAUAUUCAUAUUUCCUGAUAUGGUUUGUUAUGAUAUGACGACAAGGAAAUGAGUUGUGUGAGACAUAUUGUUAUGCUAAUGAUAAUUUGGUAGGUGGCUAACAAGAGGCAUUCACUUUGGACGUUUGUUCAUGCGCAGUUGUUCAAUCGUUCUCUUGUAAUGGUUGAAUAAAUAAACCUUUGUGUGUGUGUAUUCUUUCCUUUUAAGUGCCCAUCCAGGGUCACAAGGCCUGGACAUUUACUAUAUGUGACAAUGGUAAAUGAGCUCACGAGUGGAAGGAAUACAUUCGUUUGUUAGCUUAUUAUUAUUAGGUAUAUAUCUAGAAAAGGGUAUGUAUAUCGCUGGAAACUCAGUGAGCGUUUUAUGUUGUUAUUUUAUUUCCUGAGUACGGGUCUUCGACCAAUUUCAUAUUGUUAUGUCAUCUUAGUGUCACACCAGGGGAAGAAGGAGCUCGAGGGGCUGAAAUUGAGUCAUCGGAAGGAAUUGCCGAAGGAGAUCCUCUUGCAAUGGCUAUGUAUGCUCUGGCCGUAACACCCUUAAUUCGUAAGCUGAGAUCACAUGAACCAACCCUUAAACAGGUAUGGUUUGCUGACGAUUCCUCUGGUGGCGGAAAGAUAAUUUCUUUAAGAAGAUGGUGGCAAUGCCUACUAUCUGUCAGCCCGUAG
Molecule: messenger RNA, 2019 nt
Organism: Paramuricea clavata
Lineage: Eukaryota; Metazoa; Cnidaria; Anthozoa; Malacalcyonacea; Plexauridae
Source: the annotation of a GenBank genome assembly